AAUGCUUGGUGUAAGCCUUUACGAUACAAAAUUAAAUGAAAUAAUAUCUGGUCGCAAACCAUUUAGCGCUGCUCACGUUUUGAAAAAUACAAAUUAUCCCAAUCAAUCUCCAUAUCUUAGUCAAAUACCUUGUAGUUGGGGUGCUUUAUUUUUCCCUGAAAUAUGGCGUGAAUUUCAUGAUUAUCAGAGUGCUAGAUUAACUAGCGCUUUUGGUCCUAGUCGACAUAAAAUAAUUGUUCCAUCAAGUAGAUCAAAUCACUGGCCAAAAUCUUGGAAACGUUUCUUUAUAGAACUUGCAUAUCUUCGUGGAUAUGUAAUGCUUUAUCCUAAUUAUGAAAAUUCCACCAGCUUUACCACUAAUUAUGCUGAGAAAGGUGUUCACUUUCAUUUCACAGGAAAGAAAAAAGACCUAUGGCUCCUUCCAUUGAUGAAAGAGGAUACUCUAUUAGAAGGGUUACCUGACGGUCAUUUACCAAACUUCAAUGAUUUGCCAACUAUAGACCUCUGGGGAAAGGUUGUAUCGCCAAAAAAUUUAAUUCAACGUGGACGUAAAUUUCACUCGAGAAUUUCGAGUUGUCCACCCAUAGGUCUUGAUAAUCUCACUUAUAAUCCCCAAGACCUAUUAUGUGUGAAACAUCGAAAGAAGAAAAAUAGAACAUUAAUAACCAAGGUGAAAAAUCCUACUGAAAAGCCAAUAGUAGAAAAUAAUACAACACUUCCUAUUGAUAACAAAAUACAAACACCUUUGAUAGAAAAAGAAUAA
Molecule: messenger RNA, 763 nt
Organism: Dentiscutata erythropus
Lineage: Eukaryota; Fungi; Glomeromycota; Glomeromycetes; Diversisporales; Gigasporaceae
Source: the annotation of a GenBank genome assembly